UCGCGAGAUCGACCAUCGGCAUGGCGGUGCUCCUUGAAACGACGUUGGGCGAUGUUGUAAUUGAUUUGUUUACAGAAGAAAGGCCUAAAACUUGCCUAAACUUUCUGAAACUAUGCAAGAUAAAGUACUACAACUACUGCCUCAUCCACAAUGUUCAGAGAGACUUCAUUGUGCAGACUGGAGAUCCCACCGGGACAGGACGUGGCGGAGAAUCUAUCUAUAGCAAACUGUAUGGGGACCAGGCCCGCUUUUUUGAUGCAGAGAAAAUGCCACGCAUCAAACACAAGAAGAAGGGGAUGGUGUCCAUGGUGAACAAUGGAAACGACCAGCAUGGUUCUCAGUUCCUUAUUACCAUGGGUGAGAACUUGGACUACCUGAAUGGAGUUCACACUGUGUUUGGGGAAGUGACAGAAGGCAUGGACGUCUUGGCCAAAAUCAACGAGACCUUUGUGGACAAGGACUUUGUCCCAUUCCAAGAUAUCAGGAUAAACCACACAGUCAUCCUGGAAGACCCUUUUGAUGACCCUCCUGAUUUGCCAGUGCCAGAUCGAUCACCUGAGCCCACCAAGGAGCAGCUAGAUAGCGGCCGAAUCGGAGCAGACGAAGUGAUCGACGAUGCGGAAGGAAAAGGAGCCGAGGAGCUGGAGGAGAGGUUGAAAGAGAAAGAAGCCAAGACUCAGGCUAUCCUGCUGGAGAUGGUGGGUGACCUCCCUGAUGCAGAUAUAAAGCCUCCAGAAAACGUGCUGUUUGUGUGUAAACUGAACCCAGUGACCACAGACGAGGACCUGGAAAUUAUCUUUUCUCGCUUUGGGACCAUAAAAAGCUGUGAGAUCAUCAGAGACUGGAAGAGUGGAGACUCCCUCUGCUACGCUUUUAUUGAGUUUGAAAAGCAAGAAGACUGUGAAAAGGCCUACUUCAAAAUGGACAACGUGCUCAUUGAUGAUCGACGUAUUCACGUAGACUUCAGCCAGUCAGUCGCUAAGAUCAAAUGGAAAGGCAAAGGUGGGAAGUAUACUAAAGAUGACUUCAAAGCCUACGAGAAGGAUGUGGAGAACCGAACCAAACUGGCUCUCAAGGAUCAAGUGAAGCCUAAACAAGAUUCCAAGUAUGACCUGCUAAUUGAGGAUGAAGAGGAGGCGACGAGCCAUCGGCACUCUGAGAAGAAACACAAGGAGAAGAGGCACCACCAUCAUUCAGAUGACGAGGACAGCAGGAAGUCCAAAAAGCACAAGGACAGCGACGACAGCCGACGAGACAGAAAGACGGGACGCCAGCGCUCCCGAUCCCGCUCACGUUCCCGCUCCAGAGACAGGGACCACAAACACAGCAAGUCCCAGCUCAAACAUGGGAAAGAGGGUCGCGAUAAAGGCCACAGCCACAAGGACCGAAGCCACAGCAGCUCUAAGAAGUCCAGUGAUAAAGAGAGGAGUAGGUACAGGUGAGGGAGCUCACCUUACCUCUCUGGAGUAUCUUUCUGUGGCAGGAGGGUGGAGCCACAGAGAGGUCGACUGUAUUCAGCAUGAGUUAUAUGGCAUCUCAAUAUCAGCCGUCCUAACUACUGGCUUUCCAUUAUAUUGCUUGACCUUGACUUUUGGAAAACAAAUUGGAUGAUGAUCAGCUCUUUGUCACAUUGUCUCAGAGAACAAACAUUGUUUGAGAAAUUGCUUUUUUAUAUGUAUAUUAAAAAAAU
Molecule: messenger RNA, 1690 nt
Organism: Epinephelus fuscoguttatus (brown-marbled grouper)
Lineage: Eukaryota; Metazoa; Chordata; Actinopteri; Perciformes; Serranidae
Gene: ppil4
Product: peptidylprolyl isomerase (cyclophilin)-like 4
Exons: 13
Coding region: 21-1442 (473 amino acids)
Biological process (GO): protein peptidyl-prolyl isomerization
Cellular component (GO): nucleus
Molecular function (GO): RNA binding; peptidyl-prolyl cis-trans isomerase activity
Source: RefSeq, a predicted model, not a curated record